Filobasidium floriforme is the source of this 1116-nucleotide messenger RNA. RefSeq names its product ClpP/crotonase. The record is from RefSeq and is a predicted model, not a curated record. Lineage: Eukaryota; Fungi; Basidiomycota; Tremellomycetes; Filobasidiales; Filobasidiaceae. The transcript is spliced from 11 exons. Gene Ontology annotation, molecular function: delta(3,5)-delta(2,4)-dienoyl-CoA isomerase activity. The coding region runs from base 161 to 1033 and encodes 290 amino acids. Gene Ontology annotation, cellular component: mitochondrion.
GUUGUUGUUACCCGGGCAAACUUCGCUUCGGUCUUUGUCAAGUUGCCGGUUCAUCGCCCGAGAGUACAGUAGUAGUAACCCUGGCAUUAACAGAUUACAUCUCUACCUCUAAGCAUUCACCCUAUAGCCUGAGCAGAUCAUCAGCAUUCAGAUAACGACCAUGACCUCGUACGCCAGCUUCAAUAUCCCCGGAUCCAAGUAUAUCCAGGCCUUGUCGCCAUCGAAAGGACUCGUCCUGCUCCGUCUGAACCGAGGCCCAGUGAACGCUUUCAACGAACCGUACUGGCGAGAACUACACCGGACGUUCGACCACGUCUCUUCCCACCCAGAAGUCCGGUGUAUCGUCCUUUCGAGCGCUUUCGAUAAGCUCUUUACUGCGGGGUUGGACCUCAAUGAUACGGACACCUUGUCCGGAGGUAAAGACUUGGAUGUAGGGAGGAAAGGGUAUAUUCUGCACCAUCAUGUCAAGGAUUUUCAAGAUGCCAUCACCUCGAUCGAAAAGUGUCACAAGCCGGUGAUCGCGGCUAUUAACGGGUUAUGUCUCGGGCUCGGAGUGGAUAUCGCCAGCGCGUGUGAUAUCCGGUUGGCUUCCGAGUCUGCCGUGUUUGGGAUCCUCGAAGUAGACGUCGGCCUAGCAGCAGACAUCGGCACCCUCCAAAGAUUCCCCAAGAUAAUCUCUUCAGCCUCUCUUGCCAGAGAACUAUGUUUCACGGGCCGUCGGUUCGGAGCGAUAGAAGCUGAGGGGAUGGGGUUCGUCAGCAAGGUCGUACCCGGUGGAUUGAAGGGGGUCGAAGAGGAGGCGGUCAGGAUGGGAGGGGUUGUAGCGGGGAAGAGCCCUGUGGCUGUUUUGGGGACGAAGAAUAUCUUGAAUUACUCGAGGGACCAUUCCGUUGACGACGGACUGAACUAUACCGCCGCCUGGAACAUGGCGAUGUUACAGACCGAGGACAUGACCCGGGCCGUGCAAAACUUCAAGAACAAGGGCAAAGGAGCCGUCUAUUCUGAUAUGCCCGAGGUGCUGGCCAAGCUGUAAAGAGGUCCGCCCGCAGACCAGAGACGACGGUCGGGCUUGUCCCGUAAAGACAGAAGAUGUGUGUUGGACGAUAUGCGAAUGAA